This is a messenger RNA of Daucus carota subsp. sativus, 1272 nucleotides long. RefSeq names its product putative F-box/FBD/LRR-repeat protein At1g78840. Bases 1 to 1272 code for a protein of 423 amino acids. The record is from RefSeq and is a predicted model, not a curated record. The transcript is spliced from 2 exons. NCBI's taxonomy places the organism in Eukaryota, Viridiplantae, Streptophyta, Magnoliopsida, Apiales, Apiaceae. Gene Ontology annotation, molecular function: protein binding.
AUGGAGGUUUCACGUAUAAAAUAUGAGCAGAAGAAUGCUAGAACAGUAGAUGAAGAUAGAAUAAGCAAGCUGUCAGAUGAUCUGAUUCAUCAGAUACUGUCUUAUUUGGAUGCUCGGUUAGCAGUUCAAACCAGCGUUCUCUCGAAACGAUGGAAGCUUGUCUGGACUACUCUCCCUUUUCUCAAUUUCAAUGAGUAUAACUUCGUAUAUUGCAAGUUCAUGAUCCAUGUCUUCACUAGGCGGGACCAUAUAUCUGGGAUACUCAAACUCCACCUGUUUCGUACUAAUGUCUGGUUGUUUCAAAAGUAUAUUAAUUACGCAGUUUCACAUGAUGUUCAACACCUUACUGUUGAAUCAGACCAUCAUUGUUCAUUAUCUUCCUUCAACUCUAAGACCUUAAAAGAGCUUAAACUUACAAUGCCGUUUGAAUCUGAGGAUGUUACGAAAGGGGAUUGUUGGAGUUUACCCAACUUAACAACCCUCCACUUGAAGAGAAGUGCAUAUCGUUUUAAUUACAAACUUAAGGUUCACGAAUCAUGUUUGAACCUGCCUGCCUUGACAACUUUAGAUCUUACAUACUGUGAGUUGCCUGAAUCAUUCAGUCUGCCAAUGUUAACAACGCUAUGUCUGCAAUGGUGCACUUUGCCCCAAAAGGUGUGGGAUCUUCCAGCUUUACGAACUCUCCAGCUUGUUGAUAUGGUCUUUCCUGAGGAUAUGAGUGACUACUUUCUCGCACUUACCAGUCUAAGGACUCUUGUCAUUGAUUUUGCCUUACAAUAUGUCAGACCUCUUGUUAUAUCCAGCUCUCAUUUGGUGAAUCUAAAAAUUAAGGUCAGCAUAUCUUCUGUAUAUAUACUUGAGCACAAAAUUGUGGUGUUGGCACCAAAACUGUGCAAUUUUGAAGCUAUUGGUUUCUUUCGGAUGGUCUAUGGAGGUUCUGAGUUGGAGAAUGCAAUUAUUAAAUUUUGGGAUCGUCCAUUAAGCUCAACCACUUUGCGACACUAUCAAGAUAUGAUUGAAACUAUGUUCUCCCAGCUCGGUAGCACCAAGAUUCUUAGUCUUGACUUGGUGACCAUUCAGGUACUUUCUCAAAACCCAGACAUUGUUGCACAUUGGCAUUGUCCAUUCUAUAACUUAAAGUAUUUGAAGCUACCACGUGGAUGCGAAGAAUCAAGUGUAUCUAGUGCUGUCAGGAACUACUUACUCGGUGGCUCUCCUUGUGCCAGCAUUGUCAAACCGAUGCCACAGGUAUUUUAUUUCACACUCUACUAA